CACUGUGUCAACCAUGUUGUGUGGAGCAGCCGGCUGGACUCUGGUUCUGUUCUGGACUUGUUUUGAGAUGUUGGGAACUUCAGGACAACCAGUGGACAACAGAGAGGACAAUUCGACAAUCAGCCUUGAAAGUGGAGGAUCGGUGAAGGAGGAGAGGAAGGAAACUUCAGCGAAGAAUAACUCCAUGAAGGUGAGAGGGACACAAACCGGACUAAGACUCGAGGACUCUUAUAACAAAAGUUAGUUUGGAGGUUCAGGUAAGGGUUACAUUAGACACUACGACGUCAACAUGGUGAGUACUGAGCAGCACCUUUACAAACAAAAGAGGUCUCAGAAUUGUGGCCCUAAAUCUGCAGGCUGUGGGUCUGCAGACAAACACACAAUCAUUCUCAUCACUUCUAACAAACCUUCACUGAAGUCUCUGUAUUUUUACUUAAACAGGAUAUUAUCGUACUUUUGUUUCAGCCUCUCGUCCGUCGGUCCCAGUCGCUGUCGGCUGCAGAGAAAGAGUUCACCCUGAACAGGAAGAAAGUUUCCCUGAAGUCGCUCAACAAUCUGGGAGUCAAGUGUUCGCUGGUGAGCUGACCAAACUCUCAGAACCGUUUUCUUUAUUUCUCCAACACACUUUUAUUUCCAUCGUUACAAACAUGACAGAUUAAAGAGAUGAUCAUAAACGAUGGUGGAAAAUCUUCUUCACUCUCAUUGUUUCCCAUCUGCAGAAUACGCUCCCUCACAUCGCAGUCCUGGGCUCAGGUGGAGGUCAGAGGGCAGCUGUGGGUCUGCUGGGUUCCCUCCAUCAGAUGGAGAAAGACGGUCUGUUGGACUCUGUGCUCUAUCUGGGAGGAGUUUCUGGAUCUGCCUGGUAACACCAAGAACCGAUAUGCCAAGACAGAGAUGACACUGUUGGAGGUUUAGUCGUGUCAUGAAGGUCUCUGUUUCCAGGUCCAUGUCUUUGCUGUACAGCGACCCUGAGUGGAGUAAAAACCUGGACAGAGCCGUGUCUAAGCUGAGCGGUCCUGGGAUCAGUCCGGAGAAAGCUCUGUCCUGGUUGGACGGCGUAGCGAAGGACGAGCACUUCUCUCUCUCUGAUAUCUGGGGGCUCAUGACCUCGGCUGGGAUCAUGAACCAGGUGAGAAGGUCGAAGCUGUCCGUCCAGAAAACAAAACACACUUCUUCAUAACUCAUAAAGUUUGGUCUUCUUUGCAGCUGGACCUUCGGCGUCUCUCUGAGGACAGCAUGAGCGGCUUUAAUCCGUACCCUGUCUACAACGCCGUGAACAAAAACUGCCUCAAACAAGGGCCUGAAAAAGGUACGAGACUGAACCCUCUGAGGUCUCCUUCAGUUCUUCAGAUUAAUGCAGCUCGACCGUCUCUGUCUCAGGUAAAUGGUUCGAGAUGACCCCUCAUGAGUCCGGCUUCACUGAUCUGGGUCUUUUUGUCAACACGUCCCAUCUUAGCAGCAUUCAUCACGGGUCAGAGAUGGACAUGGUCAGGCUGCAGGGUGAGUCCGACUGCAAGAGUCUGAAUCUUAUUCUUAAAAACGUGUUUGUUUGCAUGAGUCAGUUUGUUUUUCCUCAAAUGCAUCGCAAAGUAAUUCUCAGAAAACAUCUCCAAAGAUUCCAGGUUUCACCUUCAUGCGCCUGCAAAGAAUUGAAGUUCCUGCAACCCCUGGAGCCUCCAACUCAUAAACAAAACCUGCUGUUUUUUCUAGUUCAGCAAUAAGACGUCAAGUACUGAGAUUUGAUAACGAAGAUGUUAAAGUACAAGAAGGUGAACCAACCAGACUUCCUGGUUCCCCGUGUUUUUCAGCAAUGCUAAGCAAACACACGACUGACAAAACUUUCUUCUGCAGGAAAAAGGAGAACGGGGCUGUCAAAAUCACCAAUCAUCAUUUAAAUAAUGUGUGUUUGUGUGUUUGUGUUCUUGUCCUGCAGGAAUAGUGGGCAGUAACGUCGCAGAUGAGCAGAAGAUGGUCGACUAUUUGCCCGACUGGCUGAAAGGUGAGUUCUUAAAUCAGUUUUAAAGUUUCAUGUUUAAACGUGCAGAAGAAGAAAUAACACGCUGUGAACCUGCAGAUGUGUCCGGAGCUGCAGCGACUGAUGAAAACAACUUACUGGACGUGGUUUUUCUCUGGACUGAAGGUAUCACAUCAUCCGUAAAAUCCUCUCUGAUCUGUGAAGGUGGAGGUCAUCGUGUUUUUGUGUUUCAGCGCCGCAGCAGGUGAAGAGUUCCUGGCAGGUGUUGGACCAUUACAUGAGAGGAUACCACAGUCUGUUGAAGAUCACAGAGCUGAUCCGGAAGAACACGGACGAUCCGGCCGUGAAAUCUGAUCUGGACGAGCUGCAGAAAAUCAUGAGAGGUGACCGGGAGAUAAAAUCAGUCUGACACAUUAAAUAUAAUAGAGAGUAAUACGAAUCCUCUUAUUGUUCUCCAGAAAACAUGAACUUAAACCCGACUGCGUGGUUUGGAAAGAAGAGUCCAGAACAGCGAAAACUGAUCCUGGAGCAGUGGGGUCAGAAGAUGUUGGAGCCUUUAAAGAAUUGGACCCAAAGUCUGAAAGAGGGACCGGUCAAAGAUACCGGUCAGUGUGCCAACCAGACCUCCUAGUUUAGACUCUAAGAAGGAUCAUCUGAGUUUUCUUUCUCUUCCAGUCUCCUUACUUGUCAAUAAAAUCUUCCCGCUCAUCGGGAAAUGGGAGUGGGGAACGACUGAAAACUUCCUCCACAAAUACCCAGGUAACUCCGCCUCCUCACCUGCACAGGUGUGAUGACUGCAGCCAGAACAUUUGUAUUAAACCGCACAGAAGCUGUAAAGUGUUUUGCGUUGCUGGACAGACGCUGCCGUGCCGCCCUGCGUCAGACAGAAGGAGCACCUGCAGCUGAUAGAUGCAGGCGUGAUGAUCAACGUACCGUUUCCUCCUUUCCUGGGAGAAAAGAGGGACGUGGAUCUGCUCAUCGCUCUGGACUACGGGGCUGAUAAGACCUUCACGGUGAGGCUGAAUGCAUAUUCGAGAAAAAAACACCUGUGCAUGAUUUCUGUCUGGAUUUGUGGUUCAACAUGAAAAAAAAAAAAAUUCUCAAAUGUGGACAAAGAAAAGAAAAACGGCUUCCUGCUAAAGAAGGAACAGAAUAGAAGUUUUCUGCAUGGAGAAAUCUGCAAAAACGUCCCAGUUUUUAUGUUUUUUCAGUGACAAAGCUUCUUACCUGCGCUUCAUGCAUAGAGUAGAUUAAUAAUAUAAACAUGGAAAUCUUUUUCUUGGACAAAAUGAGCUCUUAUUUGUGAGUUGCAUCCUCCCCAGACUUCACACUUUGAUCAAAUCCGUCUCAUUUCUCUUCACAGACUCUGACUCAGGCCCGAGAUUAUGCUGCUGAGCUGAAGAAACCUUUUCCUGAGAUAGACGAGGAAGUCCUGGAGGAGAGAGACUGGCCGAAGGACCUUUACGUAUUUGAGGGGACAGAGAAGGCGCCAACCAUCGUUUACAUGCCGCUCUUCAACAGAAACAACUGCAGAGGUCUGCUGCAAACACGUUAGUGAGAGGUGAAGUGAAAAUGUGAAAUAUCUAUGAGAUCAUCUUUGGUUUCUGUUCUGGUCCAGAUGCAGAGGAGGUGGAGGCAAAGAUGGAAGAGUUCGCCACCUUCCAGCUUCCGUUCGGUGGGAAAAAAAUGCAGUUUUUGUUGGAGACGGUGAAAGAAAACAUGAGGAAGAACAGAGAGGUUCUUCUGAGAGAGAUCAACAAGGCAGCUGAGCGCAAACGGGAGAGGAGGAGGUAAGGAAGAGUCGGUGUGAGGAACAGACGUCAUAAAUAAACACUUGAACAGAUGUUUUUUCUUUAAUAUAAUCUUUUAUUUGUGUCUCACAGGUCCUCAAACGUCAAAACUCUGAACUUCAAACAGUUUACGUCCCGCAGACCCUGAGGAAAUAUUAGAGAGUGUUUUUACUUUUCAUGUUUUUCUCAGAUCUUUGGGAGAAUGUCUGUUUUUGUUUGAAUAGUUUAUGUUUCAUGUCUUCAUCCUGU
Xyrichtys novacula (pearly razorfish) is the source of this 4014-nucleotide messenger RNA. The record is from the annotation of a GenBank genome assembly. NCBI's taxonomy places the organism in Eukaryota, Metazoa, Chordata, Actinopteri, Labriformes, Labridae.